Aspergillus oryzae RIB40 is the source of this 447-nucleotide messenger RNA. Its product is annotated as RICIN domain-containing protein. Lineage: Eukaryota; Fungi; Ascomycota; Eurotiomycetes; Eurotiales; Aspergillaceae. The coding region runs from base 1 to 447 and encodes 148 amino acids. The transcript has a single exon. The record is from RefSeq and is a predicted model, not a curated record.
AUGAAGACCUCUACCGUCAUCGGUUUCUUGGCAAUGCUCUCCAGCCAAGCACUUGCCCUGGAGCUUGAGGGAACGUACACAGUCGCGUCAGCGGGAACCGAGCUUUAUCUGGAAGACGCAUCUGGGCAAAUUAUCUUCGAGGAGGGAGAUCCUCAGGCAUGGUUCUUCAUUGAAGCAGAGACGGACCGAUAUGCGAUCGUGAACGGCGUAACGAACCAGUACAUCCAUUGCGGGUCAACUGAGGGUGCCAUUUGCGAGGCCUCCGAUGUCGCGCAGCUUUUCCAGAUAGACAACAUUUCCGACAAUGUCUACACUUUCCUGGAACCCGAGAGCCAGUUGCUUUUGCAUCGUACUACGGAUAACCAGCUGGAUCUUUCGCUUCCUACCCCCACCAACGAUGAGAGCUUUGAGUUGACUCAGGCUUCAUGUAAGUCACUUGCUGAUUGA